Molecule: messenger RNA, 1819 nt
Organism: Ectocarpus sp. CCAP 1310/34
Lineage: Eukaryota; Phaeophyceae; Ectocarpales; Ectocarpaceae
Source: the annotation of a GenBank genome assembly
AUAUAAGCAAGGUUUGGACAAAAAGCAAUAGAACUCGUGUCUGCCGAACUCUUUUUCCGAACGGUUUUUUUUUCUGGUUCCGCCGCACUGGCGCGCAGCGCGCAGAACCGCUGCUCUUUUCACACCACCUCAACAAAGUGUGUUGCACCCCAGCACAACACGCCCGAUUUCACCACCCCAACUUUGGAGCCCCGGUCAAACGCCUUCCCGUCUGCUGGCGGGACAUGUCUGCUGCUGGGAGUGCCUCCCAGGGGCUCAAACGCAAGAAUUUCAACGUUUCGGAGAGAGAAGAGGUGGUACGCUACCUUCUCGCCGACAGCGAAGACGGGGUUCGGCAGCAUGGUUCGUACCACAGAGCCGCGGAGAAGUACGGGUGCCAUUGGGAGACCAUAAAGAGGAUUUGGCAGAAGCACGAGAAGCGGGAGGAAUCUGGAGAUCCUAGUUUGUACAUUGGGAACGACCGCAAGGGCCAUUCCGGCUGCAAGGGCAUCGAUAUUGAGAACCUACGUGCCCGCCUCCUUGAGAUUCCGCUGAACGAACGCACGACACAGCGCCGCCUGGCCGCGGCGCUCGGGAUUCCCAAAUCCACACUGCACAACAACCUCAAGGCGCUUGGAUUGAGAGCGCAGUACCCCGUAUCCGACGAGGCGUGGCUGAAAGGGACGGCGGCACUCGCGGCGCUGGAGGGGCAAGGGGGGGCCGCAGGAGGGCGAGGGGGGGCCGCAGGAGGGCGAGGGGGGGCUGCAGGAGGGCGAGGGGGGGCUGCAGGAGGGCGAGGGGGGGCUGCAGGAGGGCGAGGGGGGGCUGCAGGAGGGCGAGGGGGGGCUGCAGGAGGGCGAGGGGGGGCUGCAGGAGGGCGAGGGGGGGCUGCAGGAGGGCGAGGGGGGGCUGCAGGAGGGCGAGGGGGGGCUGCAGGAGGGCGAGGGGGGGCUGCAGGAGGGCGAGGGGGGGCUGCAGGAGGGCGAGGGGGGGCUGCAGGAGGGCGAGGGGGGGCUGCAGGAGGGCGAGGGGGGGCUGCAGGAGGGCGAGGGGGGGCUGCAGGAGGGCGAGGGGGGGCUGCAGGAGGGCGAGGGGGGGCUGCAGGAGGGCGAGGGGGGGCUGCAGGAGGGCGAGGGGGGGCUGCAGGAGGGCGAGGGGGGGCUGCAGGAGGGCGAGGGGGGGCUGCACGAGGGCGAGGGGCGGCUGCAAGAGGGCAGGGAGGGGCGGCUGCUGCAGGGCAGGGAGGGGGGGCUGCAGGGGGGCCAGGGGCGGCGUAGAAUGAGGUGGUUGCGGUGUACUCCGGAGUAUGCAGUAGAUCGUGUGACCGAGAAGUAGCAGGGAGCGGCUGCAGUGGGGCAAGGGGCGGCCGAUUACGGUUUCGCCGGACUGUGUAAACGGAGACGGCUGCCAUGGAGUAGAGUUGUUUGGCUACCGAGGCUGAUGGGCAGGCGCAGAAACAGGCAGCAGGUUCGGGGCGCGGGUCAUGUUGGUUUUCUAUGAUGACGUGAACACGGGGAUGAUAAUUAACCAUCCCCUCCCUUUUCGUGAUGCUCCAUGUUUUUUCAUCCAAAAAGUGGCGUUAUGUCUAAUUCUAGCUCUUCGAAGUACUUUCAUCACACUGGACAGAUAUUACGUCCUGUCGCUGGGUAUGCCAAAAUUCCGCCUUUUCCCGGACCAGGGGAUGGUAACGCACCAUCCCCCCCCCAUCGAGCGGAUUUUUUUUUUUUCUCUCUCCAAUGUCAUAUGUGAUCGUUUGCCAAAGUUGUCCGACGUCCACCGUGCCCAAAUGGCACGUUUCCGUCAAUAUUCUUCAAACCUUGCUUAUAUUCCCGGAUUUCCA